Aspergillus pseudotamarii is the source of this 1677-nucleotide messenger RNA. RefSeq names its product nucleobase cation symporter-1 family protein. Gene Ontology annotation, biological process: nucleobase transport; transmembrane transport. Bases 1 to 1677 code for a protein of 558 amino acids. Lineage: Eukaryota; Fungi; Ascomycota; Eurotiomycetes; Eurotiales; Aspergillaceae. The record is from RefSeq and is a predicted model, not a curated record. Gene Ontology annotation, molecular function: nucleobase transmembrane transporter activity. The transcript has 4 exons. Gene Ontology annotation, cellular component: plasma membrane.
AUGGCCACCACAAUACGGUAUGGCACCAGGUUAGAACACCUUCACGACGCGGUGAAACUCUCCUCUCGCGGUCAGACAGCGGUGUCGGUAUGGAUCAACGAUGAUAUUCGCCCCCUCCCACCCAGCCGGCGUACCUGGACUACCAUGACGUUCAUCGGAUGGUGGUCGGUCUGGCAGCUCAGUCUGACCAACUGGCAACUGGGCGGCUCACUCGUGGCGUCGUCGUUGUCGGUAUGGCAAACGAUGGUGGCGGUGAUUCUCGGGAGGACAAUCGCGGCUAUCGUUGCAAUUCUAAUUGGAUACAUUGGGGCCGAGUGGCAUAUCGGGUUUCUCGUGUAUUCGCGAGCCAUCUGGGGGGUUUUUGGAGCCUUUUUCCCAACCCUAUUACGGAUUGGGCUCACGGUCGUCGGGUUCGCUUUUCAGUCCUACACUGGUGGCCUUUGCGUGACAGCAAUUCUCUCUGGGAUCUUUCCUACCUUCUUUCGGAUGUCCAAUACUUUGCCCCCAUCUGCGCAUGUCACAUCUCAGCAGAUUAUCGGAUGGGCCAUCUUUAACAUCAUUUCGAUUCCUGUGCUUUAUCGCCGACCCGAAAGAAGCGAGAAGCUGAUGUUUGGAAUGAAUAUUGUAUCCUUUGCAGCCUUACUGGGCAUCAUGAUCUGGUCCUUGUCGCACGCCCACGGCGCAGGAGACUUAAUCCAUCAACCGUCGCAACUGCAGACCAGCGAGUCCUUGGGAUUCGGAAUCAUGCAAGGCAUUACUACGGUGGUCGGAACUCUUUCCAUCGCUCUGAAUGAUGUUCCUAACCUCCAUUCAGCGAGUCAGAUGGACUUCUCCCGCUUUGCUCAAAAGCCGAGUGAUCAGGUCUUCGGCCAGUGGUUCACAUUCAUUAUCAUCGGCUCCAUCAUGCCCUUGUUUGGCUGUUUGACGAGUUCUGCGACGCAGGCGAUCUAUGGUGAAGCACUCUGGAACCCUCCCACCAUCCUCGCCAUGUGGUUACAGAAAGAUUACAGUUCCACCUCCCGCGCGGCUGCAGUACAAAGCGUUCCUAACCUAUGGACAGGAUAUUCGGUGGGUAUGGACCUCUCUGGUCUGCUCCCCAAGUACAUCAACAUCCGACGCGGAUGUUACGUCGGACUCAUUCUCGGAAUGGCACUCUGUCCAUGGGAGCUGUUGGCCUCGGCAACCACUUUCGUCAGUGUGAUCUCGUCAUUCUCGAUCUUCAUGGCCCCAUUCUGUGGUAUCCAUAUCGGUGACUACUGGUUUAUCCGGCAAAGACGGCUUAAGCUUUCUGAUUUAUACCACGCCCGGCCUGAAGGAAUCUAUUUCUACACCAUGGGUUUCAACUGGCGGAGUGUCCUUCCUUGGCUUGUUGGAUGGGUUCCUCUGCUUCCUGGGUUCAUGCACAGUAUCAAUCCCGCCAUCCAGGUGUCUGUAGGGGCUGAUCAUCUUUACGCACUCGGAUUCCCCUACGGGCUGCUGUCUUCUAUGGCCAUCCACACCCUCGUUAAUAAGUGCUUCCCACCUCCAGGCGUCGGAGAGAUUGACCGGGACGAUACCUACGGAACUUUUACGGUCGAGGAGGCGGCGAAAUUAGGCGUCAACAAAGACUCUACGGAGGAGGAUAGUGACAGGUCGCUCAGCCAUGAGAGUCGAGAGGCUGUAGAAACCAAAGUUUAG